ACACCAAAACAAACGUAAUAAACUGAACAAAAACGAUCUAAAGAUCAAUUUUACUGAAAAUCCAAAUCCGCUCGAACCUUAUUCAAUUUGAACUACAUCGAUCUACCAGUGGAAAAAACAACCAUGGUGGAACCCAAUUCCAAGAAACCUCUGCUUCAAUUUGCUCCGAUGCAGAGCUCCGUCGAUGAAGGAUUCUGGCAUAGAUUGUCUUCUUUGAAGCUCAACAAACUUGGCAUUGAUGAUUCUCCGAUACCCAUUAUUGGUUUCUAUGCACCUUGCUCACACCCUCGAGUAUCAAAUUAUCUAACUCUUUUAGCUGAGUCUUUACCUUCUGAAUCAAGUGAAGCAUCAUUAAUACCAGAACCAAGCCAUGGAAACAGGAACAGGUGUUCUGUUUCAGGGAUACUUUACAACACUAAUACUGUGGAGAGUUUCCAUGCACUUGAUAAACAAAAUCUGUUAAAGGAAGAGGCCAGAAAGAUAUGGGAUGACAUUCAAACUGGAAGAGCUGUGGAGGACUGUUCGGUACUUUCAAGAUUUCUUCUUAUUUCUUUUGCAGACCUGAAAAAGUGGAGUUUCCAUUACUGGUUUGCUUUCCCUGCUCUGAUGAUUGAUCCUCCUGCAACUGUGGUUAAUUUAAGUCCAGCUUCUCAGUGGUUGAGCAAGGAAGAGGCGGAGUCCCUCUCUGCAGCCUGUAAUGAGUGGCGUGGCUCGAAAUCAACAGCAGAUGUCCCAUUCUUUUUAGUAACUAUAGAUCCAAACUCACGUGCUACUGUUAGGCUUCUGAAGGACUGGGAAGCUUGUCAGAGCGAUGCUCACAAGAUCCUAUUUGGGUUUUACGACCCAUGUCAUCUCCCAAAUAAUCCUGGAUGGCCUCUCCGCAACUUCCUAGCACUUAUUUCUGCAAGGUGGAAUCUCAAGUCUGUUCAAUUUUUCUGCUACAGAGAGAGCCGUGGUUUUGCUGAUAUGAGCUUGUCCCUUGUUGGUGAAGCAUUAUUAACAACAGCUCCACAUGGGUGGAAAGAUGAUGUCCCUAAUGCAGUUGGAUGGGAACUUAAUAAGGGAAGAAAAGUACCUAGGUGUAUUAGUCUUGCACAAUCCAUGGAUCCAACCAGAUUGGCCGUAUCUGCUGCAGAUUUGAAUUUAAAGCUUAUGAGGUGGCGUGCUAUGCCAUCUUUGGAUUUGAGUGCUUUGUCUUCCCUCAAGUGUCUUCUCCUUGGAGCAGGCACACUUGGAUGCCAGGUUGCGCGCAUGCUUAUGGCAUGGGGUGUCCGAAAAAUUACUCUAGUUGACAAUGGCAGAGUGGCUAUGUCUAAUCCAUUGAGGCAGUCUCUUUAUACUUUGGAUAACUGUCUUAAUGGCGGAGAGUUUAAAGCUACAGCAGCAGUUGAAAGUCUCAAACGGAUAUUUCCGGCAGUGGAAGCGGAAGGCAUUGUUAUGGCUAUACCAAUGCCUGGACACCCAGUAAAUAGCCAGGAACAGGAGAGCGUACUUGAUGAUUGCAGACGUUUGUGCGAUUUGAUUGAUGCUCAUGAUGCAGUUUUUUUGUUGACAGAUACAAGGGAAAGUCGUUGGCUCCCAACACUUCUCUGUGCCAAUGCUAACAAGAUUACCAUGACCGCAGCACUAGGGUUUGAAAGUUUCUUGGUUAUGCGUCACGGAGCAGGUCCUUUGAGUAGCGCCUCUGACUUGAGUGCUGAAACAGCUAGUUCUUCAUCUGCCGAUUUGUGUGUAAAUGAUACAAAUGGAAAACAUAGACUGGGAUGCUAUUUCUGCAACGAUGUUGUUGCACCAACUGAUUCAACGUCCAACCGCACUCUGGACCAGCAAUGUACUGUGACCCGACCAGGGCUAGCUCCUAUCGCUUCCGCUCUUGCUGUUGAACUUUUAGUAGGGAUUUUGCAUCACCCUCAAGGGAUAUUUGCAGAAGCCGAUAUUAACAACAGUGUCUCCGGAGGUGCUGAGAACCCUCUUGGCAUUUUACCUCAUCAGAUUCGUGGUUCUCUUUCUCAGUAUUCUCAAAUGAGCCUUAUAGGUCACUCCUCCUCCAGCUGCACAGCCUGUUGUCAUACAGUUAUAUCGGAAUAUCGAAACCGAGGAAUGGAGUUCAUACUUGAAGCAAUUAACCAUCCUACCUACUUAGAAGAUGUAACUGGACUAACAGAGUUAAUGAAAUCAGCCACCAAAUUCUCAUUGGAGAUAGAUAGUGAAGAUGGUGAAGAAGAUUGUUUUGAAAUAUGAAACUUCAAAACUAGUCACUUGUACAUAAACUAAUUCGGGCAAUUAUAAAUUUUUGCCUAUGUCAACAGUUUAUUUUUUAGCAUACCUUAUCAAAUGUACAAAACUGAAUUUACAUUCUUUGAUUUAUUUCAAUAAUUUGAACUACUUAAUAUGUUAAGCAUUAAAAA
Molecule: messenger RNA, 2408 nt
Organism: Vicia villosa (hairy vetch)
Lineage: Eukaryota; Viridiplantae; Streptophyta; Magnoliopsida; Fabales; Fabaceae
Product: ubiquitin-like modifier-activating enzyme atg7
Exons: 14
Coding region: 124-2241 (705 amino acids)
Biological process (GO): autophagy of mitochondrion; C-terminal protein lipidation; protein modification by small protein conjugation
Cellular component (GO): phagophore assembly site; cytoplasm
Molecular function (GO): Atg12 activating enzyme activity; Atg8 activating enzyme activity
Source: RefSeq, a predicted model, not a curated record